CAGGCCAUUGACCUUUGACACUCAACAUGGCGGACAUGGGACCAAAAAGAUAGCCAAAGGAGAUGUUUCUGUCAAAUUUUACCAUCUUUUUGCUUACUCGCGUCGUGAUGGUGUCCAAAAUAUGUGCAUAAAAAUAAUCUGUUUUUUAUAAGUCCGAUUAAGGUCCGUUUUUACGUUUGAUUGUUGUCUAGGGCAGGACUUUGAUCGUCGGCAACUUGGGUCACCGCGCUAGAGUAGAGGAGUUAGCACUGCUGCAAUGAUACCUCUUCUCAGGAACGUGCUGCGGAAAAGCCCCUACCUGACGAGUGUGGGACUGUACACCACCCUGUACACCGGAGCAGACGUCUGUCAUCAGCUGUGGCACUUCCAUUUCAUCGAGAAAACCACACACCAACACUCAACAUUUUCCCUCGACCUCGGAAGGACCGCCAGAAUGAGUUUUAUCGGUUUCGCGUGUUUAGGCAAUUUCAACUACAUGUGGAUCCCGUUCUUAGAGAGGCUGUUUCCUGGUGCUACCGUUCGUAAGACCUUGGCCAAGGUGCUGGUGGAUCAGGUCAUAGCGGCCCCUAUCCUUAUCACGGCCUUUUAUGUUGGGCUAAGGACGCUGGAGAGGAAGCCUGAUGUCUUUGCAGUUGUGAGAGAGAAAUUUGUGGAUACUUACCUGACAGGAAUGAUGUUCUGGCCAGCAGCUCAGACAAUCAACUUCUACCUGCUGCCUCUACAAUAUCGUGUGAUCUUUCUGGGAGUCUGUUCAUUUACCUGGGCUAACGUCAUGUGCUUUAUGAAGGCAAGGGCAGAACAGAAAUUGCUGGAGUCCAAUGCUGGAAACCAACAAGAUUGAUGAAGAGAUAAUGUCUGCAAAAUAAGGUUCUUGACAAGAUGCAUCAUCAAUCCUACCUCAGUAAAAAUGUGCAUUUACCGAUAUGAAUUUUAAAUUUUCAUUCACUAAAACUAGUUUAUGACAAGGAUGUAACUAGUAUGUUGGUCGCUUCGGGUGUCUUAUAGAUAACGAAUCAUAUUUUAAUUACUAGUAUAUUUUUAUUGUGUUUUUUUUUAAUCAUUGAAAAGAUUUUUAUUACUUCAAAUUUAUACACCUUUUGGAUGAUAUAUUACCUUUCAUGUUGGCUGCUGUCACUACUGUGUAGAAUUUUUCACUGACCUGGGCCAAAAUUUGUGUAUGAAAUCAAUCUAUCAGGAUGCUUGUCAAAAGUGAUUGAUAUUUCUUGCUGCUAAUAUGAAAUAAAUUGUGUGAUAGAAUCCAAA
Molecule: messenger RNA, 1263 nt
Organism: Branchiostoma belcheri (Belcher's lancelet)
Lineage: Eukaryota; Metazoa; Chordata; Leptocardii; Amphioxiformes; Branchiostomatidae
Product: mpv17-like protein
Exons: 5
Coding region: 257-841 (194 amino acids)
Cellular component (GO): cytoplasm; membrane
Source: RefSeq, a predicted model, not a curated record